Molecule: messenger RNA, 4980 nt
Organism: Hirundo rustica (Barn swallow)
Lineage: Eukaryota; Metazoa; Chordata; Aves; Passeriformes; Hirundinidae
Product: putative nuclear envelope pore membrane protein POM 121B
Exons: 14
Coding region: 1-3705 (1234 amino acids)
Biological process (GO): RNA export from nucleus; protein import into nucleus
Cellular component (GO): nuclear pore
Molecular function (GO): structural constituent of nuclear pore
Source: RefSeq, a predicted model, not a curated record
AUGCCGGGCCCCCUGGGAGCCCCGCCCAUCACGCAGCUGGGAGCGCCGCUCACCGCAGAGGCUCCGCCCCAUCGAGCCACGCCCCAUGCUGACUCACGGGAGGCGUGUUGCGAUCGCCCCGCCCUAUCGCUAAGCCCCGCCCACCUACGUGCCUGGAUGGCGGCCGCGCUUCCUCUAAAGCUCCGCCCGCUCGUGAGCUUCCGCCCGGCUUUCCUGGCCCGCCCCGCCCACCCGCCCCGCCCCGCAGAGCACGCCGGGAGCGGCGGGCGCGCGGCGAUGGCGGGCGCCGGGCCGGGCGGGCGGCGGGACGGGGCCGUGAGGACCGCGCUGGCCGUGGCCGCCGCGCUGGCGCUCGCCCUGGCCUGGCUGUUGCUUCGGGGCGCGCUGCUGGGCGCGGCGGCGCUGGGCGCGGCGGGCGCCUGGUGCGCCAUGCGGCCCGGCCCCCCCGCGCCGCGCCCGCCCGCAAGGGUAAGCAAGGGGGAGGUGGGGGUAGAGCGGGCGCGGAAGCCCCAGACCUCGUCGGAGGCGCCGACCUUGCUCUGUCUCCACAGGGUUCGUCGCUGCCGGCCGCAGGCCCCGCGCCGCCGGUACCCGCUGCCUGAGGGCCGGCCGGCCGUGCCGCUGUGCUUGCCCGCCGCCCGCUGGGAGGGCGGCUCCCCCCGUAGCGCGCCUUGGGCCCGCCGUGCCGCCCCGCUCCGCAGCCCCGUCACUGUGAGAAUCGCCCCGCCGACCGUCGGCAUCGCCCGCUCCCCGGCUCUCGAGCAGCUGGUCUCACCUCUGGCCUUCCCGGCUACUAGCAGCUCUGACCCGUGUGCAAAGGAGACUGUGCUGAAUGCCAUCAGGGAGAGCCGGAAAAGGGCUGUGGAGGAGGAGGAGGAGGACCAGACGUUUGGGAAUGAUCAGGAGAGCAAAAGAAGGCGCCACGACAGCAGUGGAAGCGGGCAGUCAGCAUUUGAGCCACUGAUAGCCAAUGGUGCCCCUGCUUCUCUCAUACCCAAGCCAGGCUCUCUGAAGAGGGGCCUCAUCUCACACUGCCCAGAUGACUGCUCCAACAAGAGGUCUCGCACCUCCUCCAUGAGCUCCCUCAACAACACCUACGCUGGGAUCCCCAGCUCCAUCCGCAAUGCCAUUGCCAGCUCCUACAGCUCCAGCCGGGGCCUCACACAGCUGUGGAAGAGAAGUGGUGUGAGCGUGUCCCCUCUGUCCAGCCCAGCGUCCUCCCGCCCUCAGACACCAGAGUGGCCUCUCAAGAAAGCCAGGGAAGAGGAAUUACAUCGUUCCAGCACUUCCACCCCAGCAAAAUCAGACAAGGAGCUCCAGACAGAGAAAGUGGUGGAGUCACCAGUGUGGAAGAAGCGGAAUUCCCUGAGCCCACCGUCCACCUCAGGGAGCAGCGGGACACGCAAGCGAAAGAUCCCGUUGCUGUCGUCUCUCCGUGGGGACCAGCUGGUGCUGCCCCCGCCACCUCAGCUGGGCUUUUCCAUCACCUCAGAGGACCUGGACGCAGAGAAGAAGGCAGUGCUGCAGUGGUUCAACAGUGUCUUGGAGGAUAAGUCUGAUGCAGUCCCCAGCACCACUGCAGAGAUGAUGCCUGUGUCCAAGCCACUGGUGUUUGCUGUGACCUCCACUGGGCCUAUGCCUGCCUCCACAGCUUCUGCCCUGGCCAGCUCUUCGCCCCUAGACAGCCUGAAGAAGAUGCAGAGGAGCCAGGCUGUAUCCACAGCACCAGACUCCACUGGACCUGUGGCAGCAUCCCAACCACCUCCAUCAACUGCACAGUCCCCUGCUCCUGCUGUGUCAUUGGAGUCGAGCUCUCUGCCUGCCAUCUCUGCUGACACCAAGCCUGUGCCUGUACUGAGCACACCUGCCCCCAGUGCUUCCCCUGCACUGGCAGGGCAACCCCCCAGCAGCCUGGCCCCGCCUGUGUUCACUGAGCUGGGCCAGACCCCCAGCAAGCCUCCCUCCUUCCCAAAGCCAAGCAUCCUGUUUGGGAUGCUGAACACCCCUCCAGCCAGCCAGCCAGCAGUGCCUGCGGCUGCUGCUGCACCCACUGCAUCCACAGCUGCAUCCACAGCUGCAUCCACUGCUGCAUCCACUGCUGUGCCCACCACAGCCACUGCUGUGCCCACCACAGCCCCCGUCUUCAAACCCAUCUUUGGUGCUGUCCCAAAGAGUGAGAACACAGCAGCCUGCACUGCUGUCAAUUCCACAACAGCCACUGUGUCUGCAAGCUCAGGCCUUGCCUCAACGUCCUCCACAUCCUCCAUAUUCAAGCCCAUCUUUGGCAACGUCACUGCAGCUUCAUCUCCAGCGGAAGUCUCUUCUUUCACCUUCAGUCCCAUGGCACAGACAGCUUCAGAGCCACCAACUGCCUCCACAGCUACUCUGGCAGGAUUCAUGGGUCUUCCCAACGUCAUCUUCACCACUGCAGCUACAACUGCCGCCACCCAGAGUUCCUCCACGGAUGCUACCGUUAAACCUGUCUUCAGCUUUGGACUGAACUCGCCUGCUUCCACUGGCCCUGCCCCCAGCGUGACUGUCACCGCUGCCACCUCCACCAGCACAACCCAGCCCUUCCUAUUUGGGGGCCUCGCUGGCUCAGCUCCCAGCACAGACACCAGCUUUGCCACCUCAGGGCCUGUGUUCCAGUUUGGGAAGCCGCCUCCAGUCACAGUCACUGCCACCACGAGUGUCCCUGGAGGCCCUGCCUUUGGCCAGGUACUUUCAAACUCGACAGUCGCCGCCACCACCGUGGGUUUUAGCAUAUUUGGGAGUGCGACACUGACCUCCUCUGCCCCAGCCACCACAACUCAAGCACCACUGACAUUUGGCUCCUCCGUUUCAGCUUUUGGCAGCUUUUCAGCCAGUGCAAAGCUGCCGCCACCAUACCCCGGCACUGGGAGCCAGCUCACCUUCAGCACCGGGGCUACUGAGAGCCAGGUGCCUGCCAGCAAGCCUGCUGCUGGCCCCAUCAGCUUGACACCCUCAUUCAGUUUUGGAGCCCCCCCAGCACAGUCAGUGGCUCAGCCAGCAUUUGGCAGCGGUGCCCAGCCAGUCUUCGGUACAGCCAGUGGCCAGGGCUCCUUUGGUGCCAGCAGCACCCAGGCUGCGUUCGGGACCACCACCUCAGUGUUCUCUUUUGGAACAGCCACCUCCACCACAUCUAGCUUUGGUGCCACCACCCAGACCACAAGCAGCAGCACCAGUACCACUGUCUUUGCCACCACCCCAUCUCUAUUCACCUUCGGGGCCACCACCCAGCCAGGCCCCUCCACCAGCACCUUUGGGAUGGGUACGCCGGGCCUCAGCAGUGGGUCCCCUACUGUGGCCUUCAGCUUUGGGGCUGGGCAGAGCGGGUCAGCCCCGGCAGCAACACCCUUUGGCUCAUCUCUGCCACAGAGUGCACUGGGAGCGCAGGGCCAGAGCACGCCCUUCGCCUUCACCAUGACCAGCACUCCCAACAGCAAACCAGCAUUUGGAGGAGCUCCAGUGCCCACCUUUGGGCAGAGCACACCUGUCCCUGGAGCUGUGGGCAGUGGAAGCAGCACCCUUUCCUUCAGGACACCCAGCACUCCUGCCUCAAGCUUUGGAGGAGUCGGCACUUCCUUUGGUUCAUCCGCUCCCACCUUCUCCAUCGGGGCAGGAUCUAAGACGGGCACUCGCCAGCGGCUGCAGGCACGGAGGCAGCACACCCGCAAAAAGUAACCCAUGGCCCACACUGGGGGCUCUGGUUGGAGCUGUCCCUAUGGUGGGGCCAGUCCCUAACACCCACCAGAGACCAUGCUGGGAUGGGAUAAACCAAACUCUUGUUACUUGAACAGUUCCAGAGCCAAGGCUGGACAAAUCUCUGUACAUAUCUGCAAUGUUCUUUCUCUCAAUUUAUUUUGUCUUGGUUAAUAAUGUGUACAUUUCUCCCCAUUUGCUUCUUCUACCUGUUUCCUGUGCCCUGCCCCAGCCCCACCCCAGCCCUAAGGCCAUGUCCCACUCAGAGCCUGGCUGGCAACAUGCUGUGGUUCUGAGUUAAUGUCAGACACCAUUUUCACCAGGUCCCAAAAUCUUUCCCAUUGUUCAUCCCAUGGCCUAGUGAAUAUGGUCCUAUGCCUGCAGCCGGGGUGGGUUCCAGCCUGGCUCUGUUUUGGUGCCACAGGUGACUGCCAUGGGUGCAAUUGGGUGACACCUCUCACUGGGACCUAAUGCCCUGCUACCUCCAGCUGAGGACAUGCCAUAGCCUGGGAGCUGAGCUGGAGGCACGGAGUGAGGAUCGGGGUCCCCCCACCCCUCUCCCAUCUCCGCUGCUCUGGGGGGCUGUGGGCUGCCCCCACCCUGCUCCCCAGUUCUGCUUUAUCUGUGCUACUGUUCCUGCUCUCACUGAAUCGAGUUUGGAGGAAGAGCUGAACCGUGUGUGUGGCGGCAUGUUGGUUAUGCCGGAUUUGCUGUUUGGAGUUUCUUUUUGGGGGGGCACCAGUCCUUGGGGGGAGACUUGCCCCAGCUAAUUGGGUGUUGACAGUAGCAUCACUGCGUGGCUGCUCGUGCUGGGAAGUCCCUUCCAUGUCAUGAGUGAAAGGCAGCUAGGGCAGAGGGUUCCAACUGUGGCAGUCUCUCCCCUCCCUUUCCCUCUCUCCUAGUACCUCUUCUGCACUGCAGGGCGCUCUGGAAUUGCUCACAGAAGGAGUCCAGAGCAGAUGCACUCUCCCCCCCAUCCCAAAUCCAAAUUGUUUUUCAUUUUUCAGCUUAUCUCCAUCCCAGUGGAGCUCCUAGGAACUGGGGUGCUGCCUCCCCCUGUCCCCAUCCAGCCAGGAGUGGAAAUCCCACCCUUCCCUGCCUUCCUUGGGAAGAGACUGCCAGAGCUGGGGCUCACCAAAAAGCCACCCCCUGCCCUGUCCUUGGUGAGGGAUGGGCACUCCAUUCCCAGGAAUGCUUUGCUGCCAGGUUUUUACUCUCCAAGCCGUGUGAGUGGGUGUGUUUGCUAAGGUCUAAAUU